This is a messenger RNA of Papaver somniferum (opium poppy), 651 nucleotides long. RefSeq lists its product as uncharacterized. The transcript has 2 exons. The record is from RefSeq and is a predicted model, not a curated record. Gene Ontology annotation, molecular function: DNA binding. The coding region runs from base 91 to 651 and encodes 186 amino acids. NCBI's taxonomy places the organism in Eukaryota, Viridiplantae, Streptophyta, Magnoliopsida, Ranunculales, Papaveraceae.
GUUUGUCAAGAUUGAAGAACUGAAGUUCAGUUCAUUAGCGUUUGAAUAAGAACUAAUCAGAGUUGGUUUAGGAAAACUAAGAAGGUUACCAUGGUUGAAAUCUCAGAAGAUGAUUCUGCUUCUAAUCUUCCAAUUAUACAUGGAGUGGCAUCACAAAUGGAACCUCCCCCUCCACGUCUACCGCGUUCUGGACAAGUGCAUGGACCAUCAGCAGGGACAGGGAGUACCGCUGGCUCAUCUACACCAGCUUCUGAACCUUCACAUGCUUGUGCCGCAGUUGAAACAUUAGAUAAUAAUCCUAAUGCUGGUGUGAAGAGAUCAAAGGUAUGGGAUCACUAUGAUAUUUAUGAAAAUGGUGAGAGAGCGAAAUGUAAAUAUUGCAAAAAGGCUAAUUACAAGAUUGGUAAGAAAAAUUUGGAUGGUAAGAAACAUGGGACUUCUAAUCUCCAACAUCAUUUGGAUAAGUGUCAGAAGUAUAAGAAUGAAAUGAAUGAGGCUAGAGCUGACGGACAACAAACACUUUACUUCCAGCCUUGCAAGCUUGGAGAGGAACCACAGUUGGUUGGGGUGUCUUUUUCUCAAGAUGCGUGCAGGAGAGCGCUGAUUAGAUUUAUCAAGAUGCAUGCAGGAGAGCGCUGUGGGCGAGACUAA